AUGAUAUUUUGUCAUCUAAUUAUUAUUGAACGAAUUUGUGCCACAAUUUUUAUAAAAUGUUAUGAAACUAAAAACGGAAGAAUAUUUACAGCCUCAUGGAUUUUUAUUUUUUUAAUUUUGUCAGUAUUAAACUUUAUUCAUAAUGAAGAAGAUGAAGCAAAUGAUAAUUUAUCUUCUCAAAAUGUGACAUUAUCAAGUGCAAUAAUUUCUAUAUUUCUUGCUUUAAUUGGAUUAUUUGAAAUUAUUUUAAUUGGAGUAAUAUGGAAGUACAACAAGAAUAAAUUAAAUGGAUUUUCAAAUUCAAGUCAAUUAUCUAUAAUUGGUGGUAAACCUGUUGUUGUAAUAAAUUUUCAUAGGAGAACAUCUGAAUAUAAGCUGAAAAAGCGUUAUCAGGUAAAUUAUAAAGUUUGUUAGGGAUUUGGGUUCGAUAUCGGUUCGUAUAUUUGAUACUUUCUUCUCGGACAUCAAUAUGUAUAAUGAUAUUUUCCGCGAGGUUAUGAAUUUAUUUGAGAUUAAAAGGUAUAUGUAGUAUCCAGGGAUUAAAAGGUGAAAAGUUCCAUGAAAGAAGUCGGGUUUCGGUGGGUAGAAGUUCAUCAUUCCGAUAGUUGAAGAGGACUUAAUGUGUAGAUAGUUCCACGAGUUUGUUGAAAAUAAAAUUGUGUAAAUUGGAUUUUCGAAGAUAAA
This is a messenger RNA of Meloidogyne enterolobii, 684 nucleotides long. The record is from the annotation of a GenBank genome assembly. Lineage: Eukaryota; Metazoa; Nematoda; Chromadorea; Rhabditida; Meloidogynidae.